AUGUCUACAGUAUACGUUGUUUCCGGUGGUAAUAGAGGCAUUGGCCUUGCUGUCGUUAAGAAGCUCUCUUCUUCCUCCAAUAACGUUGUCAUUGCAUCUGCUCGUAAUGUUGAGCAAGCAACUGAACUUCAAGAGUGGAUCAAGACUCACAACAACGUUCAUCUCUUCAAGUACGAUGCCACUGUCGAAAGCGAUGCUGCUACUUUCGCCAAUGAAGUCUCGAAAGUCGCUGAUGGUGUUGAUGUUUUGAUUGCCAACGCUGGUGCUGGUGAGACUUUGGGUACUGUGAUUGAUACUCCUGUGGCUAAUUGGACCAGCCUUUACAAAAUUAAUGUUCUUGGCCCAAUUCUUCUGUUCAAUGCUUUCUAUCCUUUGUUGCUCAAGCGCUCUACUCGUAAGGUUCUCUUUACCAGCAGUACUCUUGGAUCCAAGGGAGACUACCUUGAGACUGUCAGCAGCAACGCUUAUGGUCAAUCAAAGGCUGCACUUAACUACACUGCUAAGGAGCUUAGUGUUGAACUCGCUGAGCAGAAUUUCAUUGUCGUUCCCUUCCACCCUGGUUUGGUCAGCAGCGAGUUGGGUAAUGGUUUGGUUGAAACCAUUAGAAAGGUUAACCCCGGUGUUGCUGACCAUCUCGUUAAGAAUGUUCUUAUCACUCCCGACCAAAGUGCCGAAGCUAUUGUUAAGCUUGCUGAGGGUUUGACCAAGGAGGACAACGGUAAGUUCUACAACUUUGACAAGACCACUAUUGCCUGGUAA
This is a messenger RNA of Sugiyamaella lignohabitans, 759 nucleotides long. RefSeq lists its product as uncharacterized. The coding region runs from base 1 to 759 and encodes 252 amino acids. The transcript has a single exon. The record is from RefSeq and is a predicted model, not a curated record. NCBI's taxonomy places the organism in Eukaryota, Fungi, Ascomycota, Dipodascomycetes, Dipodascales, Trichomonascaceae.